Coregonus sp. 'balchen' is the source of this 15810-nucleotide messenger RNA. The record is from the annotation of a GenBank genome assembly. NCBI's taxonomy places the organism in Eukaryota, Metazoa, Chordata, Actinopteri, Salmoniformes, Salmonidae.
AUGUCCCCUGGUCCCUGGCUGGUGGCAUGGUGCCAGCCCGUUAGAAAGAUGAAGCUCCAAUCAAUCAGGCUCCCCCAGGCGCUGCCGCUGCAGCACAUGUUCACAGUGGGCUGGUCCUGCCGCACUCGCCUCCCCAGCGUGUGAACCACACUCCCGGUCAGAUGGGAGCCCGGGAGGAACUCUCAUCGGAGCCAUCUGGGGCCAAAACGUGAAGAGUGAACACAACAGUGUUCUUGAUUUUGCUAUGAAGUUUUCUUUUUGGAUCUGUGUGUGUUGUAAAUUUCAACUACCUGGUGUUUUUUUGUAGAGGUAAUUUAAUGACUCACGUCCUUUGACUGAUUCUAAACUAAACUUGGUUGGAGAAAGUGUUAGGAUCGCUCACAUUUGACAGACAAAUGAACAAUUAAGCAAAAGAUUAAUCUUAAGAAGUAGUGUGGUUAUAGGGGAGUUUUAAUAACAGGAUUUACUUUGAUGGCAACAAGUAGUAGUCUCUCUCAUCAUUAAAGAACAGCUCACUGCACACAUGCUGUUAUAUUGUUCUUGGAGAUCCUAUCUAUCCAGUGUUCUUCCAGAGCCAAACAAACAGCACUCUGUGUGGAUGAGAAAACAUUGUUUCAGAGCUUGUGAAGUUUUCUCUUUCCAUGGGAGGACAUCCUAAUCAUGAGGGGAUAGAGUGGGGGUGGGAGGGGGUUAGAGGGAACAAGAGAGAGGGAGUGUAAGCUAGAGAGAGCAAGAAAGAGAGAGCGAGAGAGACAGAGUGUGAGUGUGGAAGCAAGAGUGUAGAAGCAAGAGAGAGAGCAAGAGAGAGAGAGAGAGAGAGCGAGAGAGAGAAGGGUUGUGGUGAGGGUGGGAUGGCUGCUCAUCAGGGUUAAUGAUGUAGAAAAUCCCCCAAUUAGAGCCUUUUCCUGAGGACCAGGAUGAGUUCAGAGCGGGGUUCUCUGACAGCUCAGGGAUUAGUGGCCAGGCCGGGCCUGAGCAGACACUGACUGCUGGACAUCUUGGCACGGCGCAGCUGGGGCCAGGGUAAGCAUGCGUUGAGCUGGAGUGAGUGGCACAAAGAAAAGCAUGGGAAAAGAGCAGAAGAUCAACGUAGAAGCUUUUGUUGGGCUCGCUGUGCAAAAUCCAACCAUCUCCUCGUUCGCAUUUUGAAUCGGGGGCCAACACAGUGGACUUAGGCCUUUCGUGUGUUUGUGAUUUAUAGUCAACAUGCUGCGUUGUCCUCACACGAGUGUUGGGAACAUAACUAUAACUGACCCCCAUCAAUUCAUAAAAAAAAAAAAAGUAUAUAUAUUUAACAGCCUGAUUGGGAGGACGCAUUCCUCAGUGGGGAUAAUAAGGGAAAGGAGCUAAAUUAAUUGGGUUUGAUUAAGAGAGCUUUUCAAUGGGACACAGCUUUUUCGCAUGACAUAAUUGGAAGUCAGUGAGAGAGAGGGGGGUGUGAGCGGAGGAUUUGUUGGCUGGCGCCAGUGUUUGGUGUGUGUCCCCCCCCCACCCCCUGUAGAGAAAUAUGGUGUGUACACUAUAUAUACAAAAGUAUGUGGACACCCCUUCAAAUUAGUGGAUUUGGCUAUUUCAGCCACACCCGUUGCUGACAGGUGUAUAAAAUCGAGCACACAGCCAUUAAAUCUCCGUAGACAAACAUUGGCAGUAGAAUGGCCUUACUGAAGAGCUCAGUGACUUUCAACGUGGCACUGUCAUACGAUGCCACGUUUCCAACAAGUCAGUUCAUCAAAUUUCUGCCCUGCUAGAGCUGCCCCGGUCAACUGUAAGUGCUGUUAUUGUGAAGUGGAAACAUCUAGGAGCAACAACGGCUCAGCCGCGAAGUGGUAGGCCACACAAGCUCACGGAAUGGGACCACUGAGUGCUGAAGCAUGUAGCCCGUAAAAAUUGUCUGUCCUCGGUUGCAACAGUCACUACCGAGUUCCAAACUGCCUCUGGAAGCAACGUCAGCACAAUAACUGUUCGUCGGGAGCUUCAUGAAAUGGGUUUCCAUGGCCGAGCAGCCGUACACAAGCCUAAGAUCACCAUACGCAAUGCCAAGCGUAGGCUGGAGUGGUGUAAAGCUCGCCGCCAUUGGACUCUGGAGCAGUGGAAACGCGUUCUCUGGAAUGCAUAGUGCCAACUGCAUAGUUUGGUGGAGGAGGAAUAAUGGUCUGGGGCAGAUUUUCAUGGUUCGGGCUAGGCCCCUUAGUUCCAGUGAAGGGAAAUCGUAAUGUUCCAGCAUACAAUAACAUUCUAGACGAUUCUGUGCUUCCAACUUUAUGGCAACAUUUUGGGGAAGGCCCUUUCCUGUUUCAGCAUGACAAUGCCCGCAUGCACAAUGCAAGGUCCAUACAGAAACUCUAUAUUAAUGCCCAUAAUUUUGGAAUGAGAUGUUCGAUGAGCAGGUGUCCACAUACUUUUGGUCAUGUAGUGUAUCUCGUGUUGUAAACCUCCUUAGGCUCUCAUUCACCAGAAAACAUGCAUUGGGAUAGGCUGUGCGAGGGCCUGCUAUACAUUCGGUGUGAGAUUGUCACUUCCGCUCUGCUACUUUAGAACAAUUAUUAUAAUGCAUACCCUCCCGAUAACCCCAGAUUGUUUAUGAUGUAGAUCACACAUGCAUGUGCGCGCGCACACACUCACACACACACACACACACACACACACACACACACACACACACACACACACACACACACACACACACAUAGACACACUGUAAUGCACUGUGCAGGAACUGUUAAGGAAAACACACCUGGUAUAAUCAGUCUGCUCAUUGUGUUUGUAUAAUCUGGUUACACUAUAAUCUAUUAUGGGAGGGAGGGCCCAAAAAAUUGUCAAAGACUCCAGUCACCCAAGUCAUAGACUGUUCUCUCUGCUACCGCACGGCAAGCGUUACCGGAGCGCCAAAUCUAGGUCCAAAAAGCUCCUUAACAGCUUCUACCCCCAAGCCAUAAGACUGCUGUACAAUUAAUCAAAUGGCCACCUGGACUAUUUACAUUGUCACCCCCCCUACCUACAUGUACAAAUUACCUCGACUAACCUGUACCCCCGGACAUUGACUCAGUACCGGUACCCCCUGUAUAUAGCCUCGUUGUUGUUAUUUUAUUGUGUUAAUUUUUAUUUUAUUUUUUACUUUAGUUUAUUUAGUAAAUAUUUUCUUAACUAUUUCUCGAACUGCAUUGUUGGUAAAGGGCUCGUAAGUAAGCAUUUCAUGGUAUUCGGCUCAUGUGACAAAUACAAUUUGAUUUUAUUUGAUAUUAUUAGAGACAGCCAAACCAUUCAAUCGAGACUACAGUAAAUCCAAAAAUGUAAUCCACAUGCAUUCUCCUCACCCCACAACUAGAUUAUGAAAGAUCUCAUCCUCAAACUAUGGGUUUUCCACUUCAUCUCCACUUGAAUUAAUAUUUGUGAACUAUGGCAAUUGGCAAGGGUAUUCGCUCUGGCCACCAGACUGGACAGCAUGUAGAAGAGAUUACUAGCGCUCCCUAUGGUUGACAUUUAGAAAACGCAUCUCCUAUAUUCAACUCAUUUGCUGAGAUUCUUAAUAUCAAUGUAUGGUUUAUCACUCACUAGUCUAUAUACACAAAUGUACUCAUGUAAACAAAGGACAGUGUGGCAGACUAGUUAGAGUUUCUUAGGAAUGUUUAGGGGAACAAACAUGUGUGACUGGGAUGUAGCUCAGUUGGUAGAGCAUGGCGUUUGCAACGCCAGGGUUGUGGGUUCGAUUCCAACGGGGGGCCAGUAUGAAAAAUAAAAAAAUAAUGUAUGCACUCACUAACUGCAAGUCGCUCUGGAUAAGAGCGUCUGCUAAAUGACUAAAAUGUAAAUGCCUGCUUCCUUAUGUAGGCAGUGCAACAAAAAAAACUAGAGUCCAUAUUUUUGGGAGGGUGAAAGCAAUGAAUCAUCAUAACACUUUUUUUCAUGUUGCUAAAGUUGGAUUUACAUGUGUACCUUGCCAGUCCUACAAGUGCUUGACACGCCACCCACCGGUGGAGCGCUGUAGCUGCUUUAUUCCAGUGGCACCUGAAGUAUGAAGUCCUCGAAGUACUUCCGGUGCUGGAGUGUCUAACAUUUUGGAAUGCUGCUGUAUUUUCCUUCAACCACAUAGCUAGAUAACAUUUUCUCAUAUUAAUCUGGGUGUCUUUGUGGUUCAGCGGGCUCGCUGUUACUUGAUUGAAGACAAACAUGGAUAUUCCUACAGCUCCUGAGGGUUUGUAUCUUUAAUUUUGAGUAACUAGCAAUGCAAUGUGCUAGCUAACUUAGCAUGCUGUGCAAUGAAGAUACGCAGCUAACUUAACUAGCUAGUUUAGCCAAAGCUAGUCAGGCACAUGAUUGUCGUUACUAAGCUAGAAUUCUAUGCUUUUUAUUAGCUUUGUGAUCAGCUAAUGAAUCUAUUUCUACUUAACUCACUAACCUAUUUGGACUGUUUUGACUGAUACACCUAGCUACAGUUAGCUAUAGUCGCGCAUGCGUCGAUACUGUCCCUUUUACGCGACUACUUUUCUGACAAGUGCCCACUUUACCUGACACGGUUACCUUGCACAGUACAUAGCUGGGGGAGGGGGAACCAGGUUUUGGGGAGGGGGCACCAUCAUAACCUGACAAAUAGCUAGCUUGAUUGCUUUGCGAAAAGUAAUUCUGCGUUGACAUUAGUUAACGUAACAAUAAUAGAGACCCCUGUGUAUGGUGUAUCAGAAAUCAUGUUGUGACUCACCAUAAAAAUGUCCCUAUUGUUUUCCUCCUCAGACCAAGAGCUGAAGAAUGUCAUUGACAAACUGGCCCAGUUUGUAGCUCGAAAUGGCCCGGAGUUUGAGAAGAUGACAAUGGAGAAAACAGAAGGACAAUUCUAAAUUCUCUUUUCUGUUUGGAGGGGACUUCUUCGCCUAUUACCGGUGCAAGCUUGCUAUGGAACAACAUCAGCGUAUGUAGCUCAUAUAGCUAUCCAUUCAAAUAGGCUUAUUUUAGCUCUUUCUAGUCAUUGCAGGAAGAAGACCAGACCUGCAUGUAUUUCUGUCAAAUCACGAUACUAGGAAGUAGGCUAAGGAAGGAAAGGAAACAAAACAUGAAGCAGACUUCAUUUCUUAUGGAAAACAGUCCCAAUGUUGGGGAAAAAACAGACUUAGGUUGUCAACCAGUCACAUUUGUUUAUUUAGCAAGCUAUAGCACACAAUAUUUUACAAAAGUAGGUUAUAAAGGACCAUAGAGUAAAGUCUGCUUCACAGCGUCUGUGUUUUCUUUUUGCAAAGUAAAAUCUUGUAUCGUAGAGUCGUACUAUCUUGAUACUGGUAUUGUGACAACACCAUGCAGCACCCCUACUACCAGCGGCUAUGGACAACACUAAUUAAAGGUGUGGCUGUUUGUUUGCCAGCUGUAUUAUAAUGUGUGCUUCUCUCCACAUAGAUCCUACUACCCACGAAUGUGAGGAGUAUAAGUUGGAAGGUAUUUACUGGAAAGUUGUGUAGAAAAGUGCAAUUCUAGUACCAACCUGCACAUUUAGCAUCAGCAGGGAUUGAAGGCUUUGUUUUUGUAUUGUGUUUAAUGUGUUUGUAUUUUUCAAUCAUGAUGAUUUUGAGUUGGGGAUACCCUUGCUGCUGGUGUUGAUCUAAAAUACUUGUCUAAACAUUGUAGUUUUGAAAUUUCAACCACAAUUCAAGUUUGGACUUUGCGGAGCCUAAGUAUGUCAGUUUGCUAAGAAAGUGUUCUUGAUAUUCUUGAUGCUUGUUGAUAUCAAAUGUAGAUUUAUUUAGUUUUUGUCUCUUGCUUGUGAUUGUUUCAAUGCUGCUGCAAAGUUUUUGUGACUUAAAAAUCCACAUGCUCUCCUGUUACAAAAUUAAGAUUUUUUUUCAAUAUACAUUCCUUUGAAGUAUAAAGGAAUUGAGUUAAAUGAAGAUGAGAACAUUCCUUGACCUGGCAUGAAGCUAGUUGCAUGUAAAAAUGGUCAUGUUCUGGUACUUCCUUAGCUUUUCCGGAAUGUAAUUUAAUUGUGAAUUUAAUUUUUUUCUGUCACUUCAACUGCCUGUGCAAAUGACAAAAAGCAUCACUACUACAACAACAAAAUGUUCCUUAUCAUGCUUUGUCCUUUAAUCGCUUAGAUAUUUUUGCCUUGCCAGAUCUUUAUAAUCCACCUGGUAAGGAAGUCCUAGACGUCCCUCCACCAAUCGCCAUCCUGGCCCCGCCCCCCAUCGCCCCUGCCACGCCCUCUCUAGAUGAGCUCAUCCAGCAGAGCCAAUGGAACCUGCAGCAGCAAGAACAGCAGCUGCUCACUCUCAGACAGGUACGGGUUACCUUACCCCAGGGUUGGUCAGUCUUCUAGACCAUCAUUAGUUGAAUCAGUUGUGUUAGUGCUGGGCUGGUGCAAAAGCCUGCACACACUGGCCCUCCAUGGCGCAGACUGACCAAAGUUACCAUAUCCUAUAUUCUCUGGUCAUAAAAUGUAUGAGACAGAGUGCAUGAAGUUUAAAAGCAAAUACAUUUGACAGCUGUUGUUUUUCCUAAUGUCCAAACUGAACUGGUUGUCGUUUGAUUCCAGGAGCAAGUGACGGCAGCCAUAGCUCUGGCCAUGGAGCAGCAGACCCAGAAGCUGCUGGCGGAGACUCAGCAGGACAUCCCUGAAUUUGACAACCUGCUGCAGCCCAUCAUUGACACCUGCACUAAAGACGCCAUCUCGGUACGUUCAUGACACCAGGUUAACACAACAUAAGCAAUAGAUGAGAAGGGUCUGGUAUGUUUAGUCAGUGGUAUGUUUCUCUCUGGUUCCUCCCAGGCUGGUAAGAACUGGAUGUUCAACAACGCCAAGGGCCCACUGCACUGUGAGCUGAUGUGCUCACACCUCCGGAACCGCAUCACAGCCGACACUGCUCACUUCGAACUCCGCCUACACCUCAUCUAUCUCACCAAUGAUGUCCUCCAUCACUGGUAAAAGCAUGGUGGAAAUGAGACAUUGUUUUUAUCCUCAGAAUGCACUUUUUUCAUAUCAUAUGUGAUUGGCAAUCUGAUAUGUGCAUUUUAAACUGAUGAGAAAAAAAAACAAACCUGCUUGUGAUCGAUAAUGUAAGUAAUUAUAAUGUCAUGCAUUGUAUUCAUGGUUUAUUACGUGAACCUUGUCUUGUGUACCACCAGUCAGAGGAAGCAGCAGAGGGACCUGCUAGCAGCGCUGCAGAAGGUGGUGGUGCCCAUCUACUGCACCAGCUUCCUGGCUGUAGAGGAGGACAAGCAGCAGAAGAUCACACGGGUCAGUGGGCUGCCUGUUCAAUGUAGACAUUGCUCCAUAUAGAUGUUGCCUGUGUUUGAAUGACACCUUCUAUUUCCUGUUUCUCUCACAGCUUCUGCAACUCUGGGAAAAGAAUGGCUACUUCGACGAGGUGACGAUCCAGCAGUUACAGAGUCCAGCUGUGGGCUUGGGCCAGUAUCAGGUGAGGACCUAAGCUAGUGGCCUAGUAAAGUGAAAUACUGCAAAUUGGCUGACAGUUAAAAGCUUUGGACUUAGAAGUCAACCACAUACAGUACCAGUCAAAAGUUUGGACACACCUACUCAUUCAAAGGUUUUUCUUUCUUUCUUUUUUACAAUUUUCUACAUUGUAGAAUAAUAGUGAAGACAUCAAAACUUUGAAAUAACACAUAUGGAAUCAUGUAGUAACAACAAAAGUGUUAAACAAAUCAAAAUAUAUUGGAUAUUUGAGAUUCUUCAAAUAGCCACCUUUGCCUUGAUGACAGUUUUGCACACUCUUGGCAUUCUCUCAACCAGCAUCACCUGGAAUGCUUUUCCAACAGUCUUGAAGGAGUUCCCACAUAUGCUUAGCACUUGUUGGCUGCUUUUCCUUCACUCUGCCGUCCGACUCAUCCCAAACCAUCUCAAUUGGGUUGAGGUCGGGGGAUUGUGGAGGCCAGGUCAUCUGAUGCAGCACUCCAUCACUCUCCUUCUUGGUAAAAUAGCCCUUACACAGUCUGAAGGUGUGUUGGGUCAUUGUCCUGUUGAAAAACAAAAUGAUAGUCCCACUAAGCCCAAACCAGAUGGGAUGGCGUAUCGCUGCAGAAUGCUGUGGUAGCCAUGCUGGUUAAGUAUGCCUUGAAUUCUAAAUAAUUCACAGACAGUGUGUCACCAGCAAAGCACCCCCACAUCAUAACACCUCCUCCUCCAUGCUUUACGGUGGGAACUACACAUGCAGAGAUCAUCCGUUCACCCACACCGCGUCUCACAAAGACACAGUGGUUGGAACCGAAAAUCUCCAAUUUGGACUCCAGACCAAAGGACAAAUUUCCACUGGUCUAAUGUCCAUUGCUCGUGUUUCUUGGCCCAAGCAGGUCUCUUCUUCUUAUUGGUGUCCUUUAGUAGUGGUUUCUUUGCAGCAAUUCGACCAUGAAGGCCUGAUUCACACAGUCCCCUCUGAACAGUUGAUGUUGAGAUGUUUCUGUGACUUGAACUCUGUGAAGCAUUUAUUUGGGCUGCAAUUUCUGAGGCUGGUAACUCUAAUGAACUUAUCCUCUGCAGUAGAGGUAACUCUGGGUCUUCCAUUCCUGUGAUGAUCCUCAUGAGAGCCAGUUUCAUCAUAGCGCGUCAUGGUUUUUGCGACUGCACUUGAAGAAACGUUCAAAGUUCUUGAAAUGUUCCGUAUUGACUGACCUUCAUGUCUUAAAGUAAUGAUGGACUGUCAUUUCUCUUUGCUUAUUUGAGCUGUUCUUGCCAUAAUAUGGACUUGGUCUUUUACCAAAUAGGGCUAUCUUCUGUAUACCCCCCCCCCCCCCCCCCCCACCACCUUGUCACAACACAACUGAUUGGCUCAAACACAUUAAGAAGGAAAGAAAUUCCACAAAUUAACUUUUAAGAAGGCACACCUGUUAAUUGAAAUGCAUUCCAGGUGACUGACUACCUCAUGAAGCUGGUUGAGAGAAUGCCGAGUGUGCAAAGCUGUCAUCAAGGCAACAUUGGGCUAUUUGAAGAACCUCAAAUAUAAAAGAUAUUAUGAUUUGUUUAACACUUUUUUGGUUACUACAUGAUUCCAUAUGUGUUAUUUCAUAGUUUUGAUGUCUUCACUAUUAUUCUACAAUGUAAAAACAUUUUUUGUACAAAUAAAGAAAAACCCUUGAAUGAGUAGGUGUGUCCAAACUUUUGACUGGUAGUGUAUAUGCGUGCUGCCCCAUGUCACACAAGAAGGUCCAUCAAAAUAUAAUACAAUUUACAGCGCAUGAUUUUAAUUGAAUUUAUUUUAUUCACUCCAGCCAGGCCGUUCAUCACUAGUGUUUUCUGCAGCACUAACAAUACCAUCCUCCUGCUCAUCUCCUCUCUCUCCCAGGCCUCUCUGAUCACAGAGUACGCUGCGGUGGUGCAGCCCAUUCAGCUGGCCUUCCAGCAGCAGAUCCAGACCCUGAAGACGCAGCAUGAGGAGUUUGUGGCCAACCUGGCGGUUCAGCAGCAGCAGAAUGCAGCAGCCGCAGCAGCAGUGAGCCAGCUAGCUGCAGCAGAGCCUGACAUUAAGGCAGUCACCACUCAGCCUGGUGAGGGGAGAGAGAGAAGAACAUACUCGUACACGCAUGUAUAAACACACAUUCUCAAGCACACACACAGUGGUGGAAAAGUACUCAAUUGUCAUACUUGAGUAAAAGUAAAGAUACCGUGAUAGAAAAUGACUCAAGUGAAAGUCACCCAGUAAAAUCCUACUUGAGUAAAAGUCAAAGUAUUUGGUUUUAAAUAUACUUAAGUAUCAAAAGUAAAUGUAAUUGCUAAAAUAUACUUAAGUAUGAAAAGUAAAAGUAUAAAUCAUAUCUUGUUCCUUAUAUCAAGCAAACCAAAUGGCACAUUUUUUUUUUUUUUUUAAAUUUAUGGAUAGCCAGGGGCACACUCAGACAUCAUUUACAAAUACAGCAUUUGUCUUUAGUGAGUCCGCCAGAUCAGAGGCAGUGGGGAUGUGUGUGAAUUGGACCAUUUCCCUGUGCUGCUAAGCAUUCAAAAUGUAUCAAGUACUUUUGGGUGUCAGGGAAAAUGUAUGGAGUAAAAAGUACAUUAUGUUCUUUAGGAAUGUAGUGAAGUAAAAGUUGUCAAAAAUAUAAAUAGUGAAGUACAGAAACUCAAGAAAACUACUUAAGUAAAAAUACUUUAAAGUACUACUUAAGUACUUUACACCACUGCGCGCACACACACACACACACCAGGCACUUCAUUAUGUGCUUUUGUUUACAUGUUGUGGCUAUUGUUAGCAAAACAGCACUGUAGAGAAGAUGGUGAUGGAUUUGGUUGACUUUUAGGCUGUCUCUCUUGGGUACACACACACCAAGCACUUCAUAAUGUUAUUAGUUUACAUGUUGAUUAUGGGUAGAUUCUUCAUCUAUAGCCAUAUUUACCCAUUAACCAAAUAUCCUCUCACUGUCUUGUGGUGUCGAAGGCAUUUCACUGUAGUUGUGCAUGUGACAUUAAAACGUGAAACUUAAAACGACAGGAGAGGUGAAGGCGUCCAUGUCUGGCCCUCCUGGUGAUUAUGACGGAGCCCAGUCCAGAUCAGACCCCGGUGCCAACAACAGUGGCCACUCUGAUAACUCCUCUUCCAAACCCUGGUUUGACCCACAACACAUGUCUGGAGGCUGGAACCCCAAUCAGCCAGUAAGCUGCUCUCCUAAUGUGUUUGUAUGCAGUGUGUGACUGUUCCCUUAUUGUGUAAAACUACAAGGAAUAGUCUGUGGAUAUACUUACAGGUUUACUGUUGUUGUGGAGUUGAACAGAUUGACUGAUGUUCCUAUCUAUUGAAUCAGUCCAAUGCUAACAAACUGUUGAGUUGAUGAAUGAGUGGGUGGUGAAGGUACAGUAACAUGGAAGAUGAGUCUCUGUCUAAACACCAUUUAUUUUUGUCCCCUCUCAGCCUCCGUUCGACCCCACCCAGGCGCCCCCGCCGUGCCCCCCCUGGAACAGCCACGAGGGCAUCUGGAACGAGCAGAGGGGGGACCCCAGCUGGAGCGGAGGCCCCCCAAGGGGGGAGGGGGGUCCCUGGAGCGGAGGGGGAGGACAGAACGAGCCCCCUCCCAACUGGAGCGGUCAGUACGACCAGCCCCCCUGGAGCAACCAGGGACCUGACCAGCCCCCCUGGGGCCAGAGAGAUCCGCCCUUCCCCCGCAUGCAGAGGCCCCCCCACUUCAGAGGGCCCUUCCCGCCCCACCAGCCAGGGCCCCCUCCCUUCAACCAGCCGCCCCCGCCUCCCCACAACUUUGGCCGGUUCCCGCAGCGCUACAUGCAGGAUGACUUUCCACCCAGGCACCACUUUGAGAGGCCGCCCUACCCUCCACACCGCUUUGACUACCCACAGGGAGACUUCCCUGGAGGUAAGAAUACAGGACAGGUCCCACCCUGUGAGUUCAAUAUUCACCGUUUUUUCUAUGACUAUUGCAUAUGAGCACCCCUCUGGUUUAGUUUCCUGACCACCAUCCAUAGUUACCGUUCACAUAGCGUUGAUUUACAUCAGUAACUGAAAGUACUAGCUGCAACAUGUAAUUUAACUGAGUAUCUCCCCAUGCCCCUGCGUGUUGACCAAGACAUGGGCCCUCCUCCGCACCACCACCCUAGCCAGAGGAUCCCUCCUCCGGGUAUGGGGGGAGGGGAGCACCCUCCCUGGGGGGGUAACCAGCACCCAGACUUCGGCCCCCCGUCCCACGGCUUCAACGGCCAGUCCCCCCACAUGAGACAGCGUCCAGCCCCGGCUCACGUCAACCAGGACGACCCCAGCCUGGUCCCCAACGUCCCCUACUUCGACCUGCCCGCCGGACUCAUGGCCCCUCUUGUCAAAGUGAGUGGCAAGGGAUGAAGAUGUCGAUUGCUUUUCAAGGAUAAAUUGUUUCCACAGCUCACCAUACAUGGAGAUACAUAUAUUUAUUGGACACAGUGAUCUAAACAGUUAUGUUCUCUACCUGUUUAUGUGCGUUAGCUGGAAGACCAUGACUACAAAGCACUGGAUCCCAAAGACAUCCGUCUGCCUCCCCCGAUGCCCCCCAGUGAACGCCUGUUAGCUGCUGUGGAGGCCUUCUACAGCCCCCCCUCCCACGACCGACCCAGGAACAGGUAAAACACAAACAUUUUCACUUGAUGUGAUCAAUGCAAUGUGUGUGCUCUAUUGAUUACAAUGUGUUUGUCUGUCAGUGAGGGCUGGGAACAGAACGGCCUGUAUGAGUUCUUCAGAGCCAAGAUGAGAGCCAGGAGGAGAAAGGGCCAGGAGAAACACAACAGGUGAGACAGUCUGCCUGCUGACCAGCCUUAUGUCUCUCACACACACACUUAUCUGUAGUAUAAUGAGACUUUGGGUGUCUAUUAACAUAAAAUAAAUGUGCCUUUGAAAUCAGCAGGUAAAUACAAAUGCUUUGCAAGUCUGUUCGUCUUAUUUCCCAUCUGUGUCACAGGAAGCUGCUGAUGGGAGGACUGAUCAUAAUAAUGGCUGGAAUGGUGUGAAUAGAAUGGUAUCAAACACAUCAAAAACCAUGUGUUUGUGUUCGAUACCAUUCCAUUUAUUUUGUUCCAGCCAUUACAAUGCGCCCGUCCUCCACAAUUAAGUUGCCGCCUGUCGUAAGUGUAAAUACGGAAUGAGAGAUGAGUGUUAACGAGGUGUGUUCUCUCUGUCUCUCCCAGUGCACACGGUAGUCGUUCACACAGCCGUUCUCGUAGUCAGGGCCGCUCCUCGUCUGAAUCCAGCUCCAGAUCCUCCAAGUCCUCCCGCUCCUCCUCCCGGUCCCGAUCUCGCUCCUACUCCCGAUCUCGCUCCAGGUACGCACAGAUGGGAGUCUUCCUGAUUUAACAGGAAUUCCUGAACUCCGAAAUUUAGAUUUUGUUAAUGUUAGUUGGUGGUGAUGCACCACCAACACGAGACCGACACAGUUACGAAGACAUUGAUGCUUAUGACUUUUUGUAUUUCACCUCCACAGGAGCAGGAGCCGAUCCAGGUCGUCCCGCAGUCGCUCUCGUUCUAGGUCUCGCUCCAGAUCUCGCUCUCCUGACAAGAGACGGCAAGAGAGGCCUGCCUCCGCCCCCGCCUCCCAGAAGUCCCGUAGCCCCUCCCCUCCGUAAGUCCCUCAUCUCAUCAUGCACAGGAUCCUACUGUCCACACAUCCUAUUGCGUCUGACAUAUUGCUUGCAAAUCUGUGCAUAUAAUGGCGAUACGGGCUUGGGGAGGGUAGAGACCGAAUAGUAACUGCCAUUGAGAUAAUGGAGGCGUCACACUCACAUUGAAAAGUUAAAGCAGAGCAUUGAAGGCUGUAGAACAGGGUUUCCCAACCCUCUCUUUUGGGCCCCACCCAGACAUUUCACAUUUUUGUUUUAACCCUAAACUGGCACACCUGAUUCAGUUACUCAACUAAUCAUCAAGCCUUUGACUAAUUGUUUAGGGUUAAAACAAAAAUGUGAAUCGUCUGAGGGGGCCCAAAGAGAGUGUUGGGGAACCCUGCUGUAGAUAGGUUUUGCUGUCUUUACUGAAUGUACAGUUGAAGUCGGAAGUUUACAUACACUUAGAUUGGAGUCAUUAAAACUCGUUUUUCAACCACUCCACACAUUUCUUGUUAACAAACUAUCGUUUUAGCAAGUCGGUUAGGACAUUUACUUUGUGCAUGACACAAGUAAUUUUUCCAACAAUUGUUUACAGACAGAUUAUUUCACUUAUAAUUCACUGUAUCACAAUUCCAGUGGGUCAGAAGUUUACAUACACUAAGUUGACUGUGCCUUUAAACAGCUUGGAAAAUUCCAGAAAAUGAUGUCAUGGCAUUGGAAGCUUCUGAUAGGCUAAUUGACAUCAUUUGAGUCAAUUAGAGGUGUACCUGUGGAUGUAUUUCAAGGCCUACCUUCAAACUCAGUGCCUCUUUGCUUGACAUCAUGGGAAAAUCAAAAGAAAUCAGCCAAGACCUCAGAUUAUUAUAUUUUUGACCUCCAAGUCUGGUUCAUCCUUGGGAGCAAUUUCCAAACACCUGAAGGUACAACGUUCAUCUGAACAAACAAUAGUACGCAAGUGGUGCGAAAAGUGCAAAUCAAUCCCAGAACAACAGCAAAGGACCUUGUGAAGAUGCUGGAGGAAACCGGUACAAAAGUAUCUAUAUCCACAGUAAAACGAGUCCUAUAUCGACAACCUGAAAGGCCUCUCAGCAAGGAAGAAGCCGCUGCUCCAAAACCACCAUAAAAAAGCCAGACUACGGUUUGCAACUGCACAUGGGGACAAAGAUCGUACUUUUUGGAGAAAUGUCCUCUGGUCUAAUGAAACAAAAAUAGAACUGUUUGGCCAUAAUGACCAUUGUUAUGUUUGGAGGAAAAAAGGGGCUGCUUGCAAGCCGAAGAACACCAUCCCAACCGUGAAGCACGGGGGUGGCAGCAUCAUGCUGUGGGGUUGCUUUGCUGCAGGAGGGACUGGUGCACUUCACAAAAUAGAUGGCAUCAUGAGGAAGGAAAAUUAUGUGGAUAUAUUGAAGCAACAUCUCAAGACAUCAGUCAGGAAGUUAAAGUUUGGUCGCAAAUGGGUCUUCCAAAUGGACAAUGACCCCAAGCAUACUUCCAAAGUUGUGGCAAAAUGGCUUAAGGACAACAAAGUCAAGGUAUUGGAGUGGCCAUCACACAGCCCUGACCUCAAUUCUAUCGAAAAUGUGUGGGCAGAACUGAAAAAGCGUGUGCGAGCAAGGAGGCCUACAAACCUGACUCAGUUACACCAGCUCCGUCAGGAGGAAUGGGCCUAAAUUCACCCAACUUAUUGUGGGAAGCUUGUGAAAGGCUACCUGAAACGUUUGACCCAAGUUAAACAAUUUAAAGGCAAUGCUACCAAAUACUAAUUGAGUGUAUGUAAACUUCUGACCCACUGGGAAUGUGAUGAAAGAAAUACAAGCUGAAAUAAAUCAUUCUCUCUACUAUUAUUCUGACAUUUCACAUUCACCUAAGACAGGGAAUUUUUACGAGGAUUAAAUGUCAGGAAUUGUGAAAAACUGAGUUUAAAUGUAUUUGGCUAUGGUGUAUGUAAACUUCCGACUUCAACUGUAUUGGUUGUGAUCUCCACAGAACUACGUCUGGUCUGGGCGCAGCCCCCUCUAUCCUGCCUCCAGACAGCAGGCUGGGAGAGGAGAACAAGGGCCAUCAGCUGCUCAUGAAAAUGGGCUGGAGUGGUUCUGGGGGGCUUGGGGCGAAGGAGCAGGGCAUCCAGGACCCCAUCAAGGGGGGAGAACUCCGGGACAAGUGGGACCAGUAUAAAGGAGUGGGGGUGUCACUGGACGACCCUUAUGAGAACUACCGCAGGAACAAGAGCUACAACUUUGUAGCUCGCAUGAAGGCAAGGGAGGAAGGUAGGAAUGUUCAUCAAGUGAUUUGUAUGUAUGCACUCACUAAACUGUAUCGCUCUGGAUAAGAGCGUCUGAUAAAUGACAAAAAUGUAAAUCUAAAAUCUAUUUUUAAACAAAAAAAAAAAAUGAAAUCCUGUGGUAGUGGAUAUGUGUAUUUUUAGGUGAUAUGACAAACUAAAAUAUAACAAAUGGUCUUGUUUAUUUCAGUGAAUCGGGAUCCACAGGAGCCCCCUCCCCCCGAAUGAUGUGCAUAGUAAAUCAAACAACCCUUACCCAGAACACACCUCCAGUCAGUUUUUUGUACAGAAUAAUGGUCAUAAGUGUUUGUUUGCAAAAUCCUCCGUUUUAAUGUUACUUUUUCGUGAUACUCUUUCAUGUAUUUUCUUAAUGUUCCAGUUUUUGAUUACUUGGAAAUGGAUAGAAAUUGUAUUGUGUUGCUCUUUUGAAAGAAAAAUAAACUAAAUCCCACAAAAUAAGUUUGAAGAAUUCACCCACUGACAACUGUAAAUGUGAAUCAAAAUCACCCUCUAACCACAUGCUGUAAAGAAAAACCAU